GUUCGUUUUGUGUCAGACAUCUGAGUAACCGAGGAGAUCCAGGAGAUGGUUUCUAAUUCCCUGAACGUAGACAGACAGCGGUGAAGAUUGUAUAAUUAUUGUAACUUUGUUAUGGUUGACUUGUUGACAAAAGCUUACAAUUUAAUCUAAAGAAGUUAGCUAACAGCGAGCCUGUGUGUAUUCGUACAUUGUUAUUUUAUCGUAGCUCACUAGCUGGUAAGCUAACAUUAGCUAGCAAGCUAACUAGCUAACUAACUAAAUAGCUGAGCCCGGAUGCGGUGAACUACAACAAGACAAGUCUUUGGCCUUGGAAGAAUUGGGCAUCAGGCUUGAAUUAUGUCAAGCAACCGUCAACAGCAAACUAGCGGUGGAACGGGGCCUGGGACAAGUAGCAGCAGUACCGGUGGCACUACCAAUGCUAACGGUGCUACCAGCGUAGGCGGUAACGUCAGUACGAAUGUGAAUAAUUCUUCAAAUGUUGUGCCCUCACGGACUCUGGCUACAACUGGCGAUGGGUUGCUCGUACCUGCCGCGGCUGUCCAGUCUCCAAUAAGCUUAGCCACACUUAGCAGACCCAGUUCAUCCUCUUCUGGCACCAGCAGAAAACGUCCUCUCCACCAAGCACCUCUCUACAAUGGUCUCUUGAAUUCCUACGAAGAUAAAAGCAACGAUUUUGUGUGCCCGAUCUGUUUUGAAAUGAUUGAGGAGGCACACAUGACAAAAUGUGGACACAGUUUCUGUUACAAGUGCAUUCGCCAGAGUUUGGAGGACAGCAAUAGGUGCCCAAAAUGUAACUACAUCAUUGACAACGUGGAUCAGCUCUAUCCAAACUUUCUUGUCAAUGAACUCAUUCUCAAACAAAAACAGAGAUCAGAUGAAAAACGGCUGAAGAUGGACCAUCCGAAUGGGUCGAGAUGGCAAGUGUUUCAAGACGUCCUGGGCACAGACCAAGAAAACCUAGAUCUUGCUAAUGUCAACUUAAUGCUGGAACUCCUUGUACAGAAAAAGAAACAGCUGGAAGCGGAAUCACAAGCUGCUCAACGUCAGAUCUUAAUGGAAUUCCUCAAAGAAGCAAGAAGAAAUAAAAGAGAGCAACUGGAGCAGUUGCAGAAGGAGCUAAACUUUUUGGAGGAGGAUAUCAAGCGUGUUGAGGAAAUGAGUGGACUGUACUCACCAAUGAGUGACAUGGAUCGUAACUUGGACAGCACUGUGCCCAAUUUCGAGGCUCCAUCACCUGCACCUAGUAGUCUUAUGGAUUCGACAGAGUAUCCGAGUCAACCACCAGGUUUUGGUGGAACUUCCCAGGGUAAGAGGCAAACGUGGUACAACAGUACUCUGGCUUCACGUAGAAAGAGGCUCACAGCGCACUUUGAAGAUCUGGAGCAAUGCUACUUCUCUAACCGGAUGACCAGAUUAACAGAUGACAGCAGGAACCUAAAUCAACUGGAUGAUUUCAUGGAGUGUCUCUCCAAGUUCACACGGUACAACUCUGUGCGGCCGUUGGCGACCCUUUCUUAUGCUAGUGAUCUCUACAACGGCUCCAGUAUUGUCUCUAGCAUUGAAUUUGAUCGUGACUGUGAUUACUUUGCCAUCGCUGGCGUCACCAAGAAAAUCAAGGUGUUUGAGUAUGGAACAGUGAUCCAGGAUGCUGUGGACAUUCAUUACCCUGUCAAUGAAAUGACGUGCAACUCCAAAAUCAGCUGUAUCAGCUGGAGCAGCUACCACAAGAAUCUGUUGGCUAGCAGCGACUACGAGGGAACAGUCAUCCUGUGGGAUGGUUUCACUGGCCAAAGGUCAAAGGUCUAUCAGGAGCAUGAGAAAAGAUGUUGGAGUGUCGAUUUCAACCUCAUGGAUCCCAAGCUUCUAGCCUCUGGUUCUGAUGAUGCGAAAGUGAAGUUAUGGUCUACCAACCUUGACAAUUCAGUCGCCAGCAUCGAGGCCAAAGCAAAUGUGUGCUGUGUAAAGUUCAGUCCCACAUCGAGGUAUCACCUUGCUUUUGGAUGUGCGGACCACUGUGUCCACUACUACGACCUCCGCAACACUAAACAGCCCAUCAUGGUGUUCAAAGGCCACAGGAAAGCUGUGUCCUAUGCUAAGUUUGUCAACGGAGAGGAAAUUGUAUCUGCCUCAACAGACAGCCAGCUAAAGCUGUGGAAUGUAAACAAGCCCCACUGCUUGCGCUCAUUCAAGGGCCACAUCAAUGAGAAGAACUUUGUUGGCCUCGCCUCCAAUGGGGACUAUGUUGCGUGUGGAAGUGAGAACAACUCACUUUAUCUCUACUACAAGGGGCUGUCCAAGACACUGCUGACGUUCAAGUUUGACACUGUGAAGAGUGUGUUGGAUAAAGACAAGAAAGAGGAUGACACCAAUGAGUUUGUCAGCGCCGUAUGCUGGAGAGCUAUGCCUGACGGGGAGUCCAAUGUGCUGAUUGCUGCAAACAGUCAAGGAACAAUCAAGGUUUGUUUUGUGAUUGUAUUUUACUCAGCCCAGUUCCCCAAUAGUGAUGAACUUAAGCUUACGAGUGUUGAAGACAGCUGAAGAUAUAACAUGAGUUUUCCAAAACACCAUGUAGAGAGGACGGUGACUGCAUGAACAUUUUUCAUUUGAAUUAUCAUUUUAUAAUACAUUGCUUGUUUGUAUCAAUUGCAAAGACAUUGGCAACAUUUGUUAACUUGGUUAUGAAGUUAUUGGCAGUCAUAGAGAGAUGGAUAACAAAGAGAUGGACCAUCUCGGAUAUUUAACGAUGCUCCUGCCAAGGUUCUUACCCUUAAGAUGCUUUUGGGAAACCGAGCACUGAACUCUGCCAAUGUAUUUAGCAUUGUCUUUCUCUGGUUUGGGAACUCAGGGGUUAAAGUUCUCCGUCACUACUACGGAUUUCUGUCAUAUGGAUUCUAGAGAGGUCGUUUUUGAGAUCAGUGUCGAUCCGCAAUAAACUUAUCUGGGGAGAGGGGUGGUUUAGAGAUGACAUUGCCUAAUACUGAAGAACAAAAUAUAUUUCCUUUUUUGUACUCUAUUGCUCCUCUUUGACCUCACAACUUCCCAUCAAACCAACACAUGAAUGCCCUACUUGAAGUUUGUCUAAAAAGCACUGUUUUGCUCUUUACCCUUUAGUGUGUAUACUUGGGUUAUCACUUUUCACAGGUAAAUUGUACAAAAUCAGUGGAGGACGUCAUUAAGUUUGUCAUUGGAUUUUUUUUGGAGUGGCUGCGUGAAGUGUAUCAGGUUUGUCAGCCUAGGAAAAAUGUAGGCUACAUGGUUUAUUCUUUCUGCUCACCUGUAUUUUUCUUUCUCUAUAGGUACUUGAGCUUGUUUAAGAUCCUUCAGAUCUCAUCAAAGCCUCUGGAAAUUACGGCUCCAUUUCUUUCAUGGCCAGUCCGGGGAUUGGAGCGUAUAGGUUCUUGGUCGAAUAGAAACUUUGCAAUUCUAGAUCUGAGGAGCUGACCAGAUUGGGAGAACGAAUAAAACCAAAGUCCUUUGAUUUUAAUGAGCAAGAAUACUUUGGAAAAGACUUUGUGUACAUCAUACACUAGGAUUGUGGAUGUAUGUAAUUCAGAAUGAGAUUGAGGGUUUUUCACAAAAGUAGAGGAUUAAUCUUUUGAAAGCCUCUAUUUGAAUAAAGUUAAUGACUAAUAGAACAUCUCUUAACAUGAUUUGAAAUUGAAUGGAAAUGUUAUUUUUAAUAAACUUGUUAAGUGUAUUUCAUAAGAGGUACAUCCAACAAGAAGGCCAAAGCACAAGACAAAACAAAAAUAAAAUGCAAAAUGACUCAUUGUAUGAAUGCAUUUUCAAACCAAUGUAUACAUCUGUCAUCCUUUUCAAUAGUCUUUGGUUUAGACUGUUUGAUGUUUCAAGCAAUGGCAACAUCUUUUAACUGGACUUGUUUUCAUUCGGCAAUCAAGCUUUCAGUGGCAUGGCUUAGAGUCAAGAAUUUUGAGUUUGAAAAUGCAACGGAAGAUUGACUAAUGACUCCGAGACAUUUCACUCAUGUUACAGUAUAUUUUUUAUUUUGUCAGUGAACAUGUAUUUGAUAAUACAAAUCCUGUCUCCAAAAUACUUUCAUUUUGUAUUAAAAUCAUGAUACAUGUUGCAACCAGAACACGUCCAACACAAGUGGAUUUGCUAGAAUGCCAAGAUGUACCUAUUUUCUGAAAAACAACCAAGAGAUGUUCUGUAUUUGUAUACCUAAAUAAAUUAUUUGCAGAGAA
Oncorhynchus masou masou (cherry salmon) is the source of this 4205-nucleotide messenger RNA. RefSeq names its product E3 ubiquitin-protein ligase COP1-like. The coding region runs from base 337 to 2538 and encodes 733 amino acids. Gene Ontology annotation, biological process: proteasome-mediated ubiquitin-dependent protein catabolic process. The record is from RefSeq and is a predicted model, not a curated record. Gene Ontology annotation, molecular function: protein binding; ubiquitin protein ligase activity. Lineage: Eukaryota; Metazoa; Chordata; Actinopteri; Salmoniformes; Salmonidae. The transcript is spliced from 19 exons.